This is a messenger RNA of Colletotrichum phormii, 910 nucleotides long. RefSeq lists its product as uncharacterized. The transcript has a single exon. NCBI's taxonomy places the organism in Eukaryota, Fungi, Ascomycota, Sordariomycetes, Glomerellales, Glomerellaceae. The record is from RefSeq and is a predicted model, not a curated record. Bases 85 to 609 code for a protein of 174 amino acids.
GUCCUAGCUCGUGGCGCGCGACAGCUCACCUCCUCUCCCAAUGGAAAGCACCCGACCUCUGAUAGGUACAGUCGACCUCAGGUAAUGAAGUACUGUAGCAUGCUAGGUAGGUACCUGUCACGCCUGAGGGAGGUGUUCGAGGAACCUUCCAUCAGUGCAGGCCAACCCGGCCUUCCUUCUAGAACUUUAGCGUGCCGGUCCAGGCUGGUGCACGUCACGGAAGGAGCUGCCUCUGGAGAGGCUGCCGGCGGGACGGGAGUCAUGGCAGCUCCAACCUUCCAAGUCCAACUGUUCAAGUCCAAGCCAGACAGCGUGGCAGUCGUGGCAUGCCACCCGUGGCCGCCGUUGAAGCUCCGUGCCCGUCAGAAUAGUGCGGUCAUCAUCAUCCAAUUCCCACGCCGUUCCAUUCCGUUCCCAUUGUCCAUUUUCCCCGUCGAGACGAGUACUUGGUUACUUCGUACACUACUCUGUACCAUAACAACGUCCCUUUUAUGGCAAUCCGACUCACCCUUGACUCAUACGUGUUCCAUGAACAGCGUUUCCGGACCUCGAAACUUGGCAUUAAACACUAUCAAGUCAAGCCUCGGACCCUUUGGCUCAACUACGUGAAGCUCAUGGUAGUUUCACAUGCGCUUUACCGAGACAGUCUUUUUUGCGAAAAAAAAAAUCAGACCGUCCGGACCACCGUCGUUUGUUUCUUUGUCUUUGUCUUGUUUCUUGUACCAUAUUUGUAUCACUCACCCCGUUUCCUCUUUUCCCUUCUUGGGCACGUCAAUUCAUUCGAUCAAUCAAUCUCCUUAUCCGUUCAGUCUUGAUUGGUUUCUCAAUUGUAUGUUUUCCAAAACAUAUUAUUCGCAGGAACAUUCAUCAACUAAAUAGCCUGUUUACUCCAUACUGAGCCUACUUUAUA